AUGGAAGAUAAACCAACAAAAUUUAAGAAGAAAGAACUUAAAAUAUUACAAGAAAAAGAUACGCCACCUGAAUCAGAUUCUGAAGAUUUCCUGGAACGAAAUUUUGAAUUACAACAAGAACAUCAAGAUUACGAGAACCAGAAAAAGGCUGAAAAACAAAAGCUCAAAGAGAGUAUAGAACCAGUAUGCAAGAAACUGAAAAAUUAUAAUUUACUUAAGGAGUUGCCUAAAAUAACAAGGAAAUCUAAUAGAAAAGAAAAAGAAAGCACAAAAAAAGAGCAAAUUGAUAUUGAUAUUCGAUGUUUUUAUGAAGAUGAUGAUAAUUCUAGAAUGACGUCCGGUAAAAAAGACUGCAUCACUUUAAACAAACAAAAGAAGCAGAAGAGGUUUCUUAAAGAUAGUCUUUUGAACCUGCACAAAAAGUUUUUGGAGAAAUACGAUUAUAACGUCAGUUACUCAUAUUUUUGCAAAGCAAAGCCAUUUUGGGUUAUAGUUCCUACAGAAAAGGAUAGAGAGACCUGCAUGUGUAAAAUACACGAAAAUGUAGAUUUGCUGGCAAAAGCUCUUCACAAAAACGAAAUAAUCGUCGAAAAAUCUGCAAAAGAAAUCUUAUCUUCUAGUGUAUGCAACAUCUACAAUAUAAAAUGUCUGGAAAAUAAAUACAGAGUUUGCAUUAAUAAAGGCCUGACAAUGUGGGGCUCGGGUUUGAAGGAAGUACGAACAAAGAACGGAUUAAGAAUAAUAAAGAUUACCGAGAAGAAACAGUUUAGAGGAAAACCAAGUGAAGUAUUACUUCUUUUGUUAAAUCGUGAAGAAAGAUCUCGCAAUAAUUUCCAAAAGCAGUUUGAAGAGCAUUUGCUCCAAAAUCAAAAAAGUGAUGAGGAAGAUGAAGGAGAGCCGGCGUCGUGCUCGUCACUUGAAGUUGCUAAAAUUCAAAGAUCGGAAGCAUUUUUAGCUCGUACGAACGCAGAGUUACCAAGAGAGUUACAAGACAUCAAAACUGCGAAAUUUGAAGAACAAACGUUCUGUUUGUCUCAAGAUGUUAGCAUGAUUAUAGAAACGUCGGCAGUUAAUGAUAUUAAUUCAGAUUUAGAUAUUACCCUAGAGCCAUCCGAAAUUGUGAUGUUUGAGACAUCAACCCCAUUUGAGGCUGCUCCAAUUUAUGCCGAAACUUUAAUCGCUUUGCCGGGUGCUUCUACAGCAGAUAAUGAAGCUAUCUCCGAUCCAAUGAAUGUGUCAUGCGUUAACCCGUUAGAUAGUGAAUUUGACGAAGCAUCUUCCAAUAUAUUAGGAUUAGAAAAGGCAAAGCUAAGGGAUCUUGAGAAUAUAUUCGUGGGUUGCUACGUCGUACCAAUAAUGACCGUGGUAGAAGCUGCCGUGUCAGUUGGUAGUGUCACAGGUUCAAUCGCCAGCUCUUACGUUUUGAGGGCAGUUGGACAUGUAUACCUGUUAGCAGUAACCCUUCAAGUUGCUGCAUACGUUUUUACUAACGUGUGUUUGGAGGAACCGUUACGGGGUGCAGUCCAGGGCACUCUGUAA
Molecule: messenger RNA, 1539 nt
Organism: Parnassius apollo (apollo)
Lineage: Eukaryota; Metazoa; Arthropoda; Insecta; Lepidoptera; Papilionidae
Source: the annotation of a GenBank genome assembly